Anopheles stephensi (Asian malaria mosquito) is the source of this 2284-nucleotide messenger RNA. It is a transcript of the gene TTLL1B, whose product is annotated as probable tubulin polyglutamylase TTLL1. The record is from RefSeq and is a predicted model, not a curated record. Bases 875 to 2158 code for a protein of 427 amino acids. Gene Ontology annotation, cellular component: cilium. The transcript has 5 exons. Lineage: Eukaryota; Metazoa; Arthropoda; Insecta; Diptera; Culicidae. Gene Ontology annotation, molecular function: tubulin binding; tubulin-glutamic acid ligase activity. Gene Ontology annotation, biological process: protein polyglutamylation; microtubule cytoskeleton organization.
AAAUUAAAUUAACGGACAACACUUUUUCCAUGGCUACGAGAGCAUAGAAAAACAUCAAAUUUAGUCAAAUCACUUCCAAUCCGGUUAGCCACUGUCUCUAUGGUAACGAAGCAAUGCCUGCUGUCGUUGUUUGCUUCAAUAUUGAUUUGAACUUUUGUUAUUAUUGCCAUUGAAUAUUUUAUUAACGAAAUUCUGUUCGCCAUACUAGUUAUAACAAUAUUUUAUUUAGCAGUAGUGCAAAAUAUUGUUAAGAAAGCUGGAAAUGUGUGCAAAAUUCAAAGGAUCGCAGUACUUGAAGCUUUGAAUCGUGGAACCGUAACGUUGGAUAGAUUGCGUGCUGGCGUUUUAAAAAUAGUAGUGCGUUUUCUUAGAUCCGUUCGCAUUCUUAUUGGGUGCGUUUUUGCGACCUAUUCAUUCCAUACUGCUGGAAGCUAUCAAAACGCCGAUUUGGUUUUUUUGCACCUCCCCCGAAACCGUGAACGAGUGAAACGAGUCGAUGGAACCGAAAAGAGUAUCAACGAACCUUGCCACCAUGUAUGGUAGGUAAGUCCUUAAGAUGUGGCAGUUGUACUGCUGGGAUGGUUGCGAUGGCUGGGCUGGAAGAGUAUUUGUUGAUUUGAGGUCAUAGCGUGCAUAAGCCGCUUUUAGUCAACGGCACGGACAACGUGUAUAAAUCAGUAUGACAAAAAGCGGGACACAAACAUCAUGCUCACCCCGUCCUAGCGAGAGGGCAAUGCUCUACAUAGUGAACGUGCCAAUGUAGUCCACGUUUCCGAUACCCCGAAAGCCCUUGAAAUGGGUUUAUGCCGCAUCUAGUAGGCUAGUCACAGUCAUGCUGGCUGCACAGUGUUGUGCCAGCAGCGAUGCGGCGUAGAUGGAGGGCAGCAAAUAUCAGCGAAAAAUGCGAAGAGGUCACGAACGGAUGAAGAUUUGCUUCUGCACCGAUCUGGACAAAUCGGUGCUGAUUAGUAACUUUGAAAAGCGUGGCUGGGUGCAGGUGACGGCCGAUGACGACUGGAACUUUUACUGGGCUGGUACGGGCACCUGUCGUAACAUUUUCAGCGUCGACAGCGGGUACCGGAUGCACGACAACCAGCUCAUCAACCACUUCCCGAACCAUUACGAGCUGUCGCGGAAAGAUUUGCUGGUGAAGAACAUCAAACGCUACCGGAAGGAUCUCGAGCGCGAUGGGAACCCGCUGGCGGAAAAGACGGAAGCAAACAUUCCGGGAGGGUCCAAGUAUCUGUACCUCGACUUCAUACCGAUCACGUUCGUCCUGCCGGCCGAUUACAACAUGUUCGUGGAGGAGUACCGCAAAAAUCCUCAGAGUACGUGGAUCAUGAAACCGUGCGGUAAGUCCCAGGGUGCAGGCAUUUUUCUCAUCAACAAGCUGUCUAAACUAAAGCGCUGGUCCAGGGAGGCUAAGACAUCCUUCCAUCCUCAAAUCGGCAAAGAGAGCUACGUCAUCUCAAGAUACAUCGAGAACCCACUGCUGAUUGGUGGCAAAAAGUUUGACCUCCGGCUGUACGUCCUGGUAACAUCGUUUCGCCCGCUGAAAGCGUAUCUGUUUCGUCUUGGGUUCUGUCGCUUUUGCACGGUCAAGUACGAUACAAGCGUUACCGAGCUGGACAACAUGUACGUCCAUCUUACGAACGUUAGUGUGCAGAAGCACGGAGGUGAAUACAAUAACCAUCAUGGCGGCAAGUGGAGUGUGCAAAAUCUGCGCCUCUAUCUCGAGGGCACGCGUGGGAAGGAAGUAACGGACAAGUUGUUUGGGUCCAUCACUUGGCUUAUAGUACACUCGUUAAAAGCGGUUUCAAGUGUUAUGGCCAGUGAUAGGCACUGCUUCGAAUGCUACGGUUACGAUAUCAUUAUCGAUAAUACAUUGAAACCGUGGCUGGUCGAGGUGAAUGCUUCGCCGUCACUAACUUCGACUACCGCCAACGAUCGCAUCCUGAAGUACAAGCUGAUCGACAACAUCCUCAACAUCGUGCUGCCGCCCGACGGAGUGCCUGAUGUGCGAUGGAAUAAGAUUCCAAGCCCGGAUAUGUUGGGCAAUUUUGACUUGCUGAUAGAUGAGGAGAUAGCAGCGCAGGACGAUAAUAUGCAGAACAGCAACAAUGGUAAACAUCGCUCUAACAGCAAUAGAUGGAAAUAGCAGCUAAAUUAAUUGGGAUGCAGACACUUUUGAACGACUGAAAUAAAUUAGUCAAACAACUGGAAAUGUCCGUACACGGGAACGGAGCCCGAUCUUUUGCGGAACGGGGCCAGCAAACACACACAA